AUGGUUCAGUGCCUUGAAGCUUCAAUUACUUCUUCUACUACUCCGGCGACACGAGGCGGCUCUGACGUGGGAGGGGUGGACGGAUCACGGAUGGUGGAUCUCCAGCUCGCACGCAAGAAUGCAACACGCGUCAGAGGGUUGCCGAUGAUCUGCUGGCCGCUCUACGCUGAGCAGGGGUUGAACAAGGUGUUGAUGGUGGAGGAGAUUGAAAGGAUCAUGAAGAUCGCCGUGGCGUUGCGAGGAUACAAGCAAGGAAUGGUGAAGGCGGAGGAGGUCGAGGCCAAGGUUAGGCUGGUGAUGGAGACGGGGGAAGGGACGAAGCUCAGGGAGACGCUGGCGGUGGCGAGGAAGAUGGCGGUGGACGCGAUCGGUGCAGACGGGUCUUCUGAAGUGGCAUUUGCCGAGUUCAUGAUGGAUUUGGAGAAUUCAGUUGAUCAAGCUGUAUAA
This is a messenger RNA of Lolium rigidum, 447 nucleotides long. RefSeq names its product UDP-glycosyltransferase 88F3-like. The transcript is spliced from 3 exons. Bases 1 to 447 code for a protein of 148 amino acids. The record is from RefSeq and is a predicted model, not a curated record. NCBI's taxonomy places the organism in Eukaryota, Viridiplantae, Streptophyta, Magnoliopsida, Poales, Poaceae.